Molecule: messenger RNA, 1641 nt
Organism: Eleginops maclovinus (Patagonian blennie)
Lineage: Eukaryota; Metazoa; Chordata; Actinopteri; Perciformes; Eleginopidae
Product: carboxylesterase 5A-like
Source: RefSeq, a predicted model, not a curated record
AUGGAGCACACAUUUGUAUCUUCAACAGGGAGCAUUGACCCUGUGGUUUCUCUGAAAAACGGGAGAAUCCAAGGGGAGUAUGUUACGGUGAAAGGCACAGAAAGGAGGGUGAAGCAAUUCCUGGGAAUCCCCUUUGCCCGGCCCCCUGUUGGGCCCCUCCGCUUGGCUGCUCCCCAGGAUGCAAAGCCCUGGGAAGGAAAGAGAGACGGCACACAGCAGCCGAAGAUGUGUAUCCAGGAUCCAGAAUUAGUAGUGCAUGUUUCCAGGACCAUGUCACUACAAUACACACCAGCAGAGAUUUCAGAGGAUUGUCUGUAUCUGAACGUGUACACUCCAGCUGAGGCAACACAAUCAGACAAACUACCGGUGAUGGCGUGGAUCCAUGGAGGAGGCUCAAUGGGUGCAGCUUCCCAGUAUGACAGUGCUCCAUUAGCUGCUUAUGAAAACAUAGUGACGGUUGUUAUUCAGUGUCGCCUUGGCUUUCUGGGAUUUUUCAGCACUGGAGACCACCACGCUCAGGGCAAUUGGGGAUUCUUGGACCAGCUAUCGGCCCUGAGAUGGGUGCAAGAAAACAUUCAGGUCUUUGGUGGCAAUCCAACUGUCACAGUCGCUGGAGAAUCUGCACUAGGCAUCAGCGCAUCGAUACUGACUCUGUCUCCACAAGCAAAAGGACUGUUUCAGAGAGCAAUUUUUCAAAGUGGAGUAGCAACAGUUGGGACCUACACUACAAGAAACCCUUCUGGUGAUGCCAAGAUUGUUGCCAACCUUACUGGAUGUGACCGCCACAGCACAGAGGAAAUGGUCCAAUGUACAAGGGAGAAAAGUACAGAUGAACUACUCAAAGCAACUAAAAAGUUAAAUGUUGUGUUUAGAUGAAGGUUCCUGGGAGCGGUGGUGGAUGGCGUGUUUCUGACUGACACAGCAGAAGAUCUCCUCAAGAGGAAAGAAGUGAUGAAGAUUCCAGUGAUGAUGGGAAUAACGAACCAUGAGUUUGGAUGGAUCCUGCCUCAGAUCUUCGCCCCCCCAGGCUGGGAAAGUGGCAUGAACAGAGAGUCCGUCCUGUCAGUGGCCAACAUCUUCAACCCUGCAGGGGCCUCUGUUGCCAACAGCCUCAUCGCUGACGAAUACUUGAAGGACGCUAGAACAACAGAGGAGAUCAGAGACGCCUUCACUGAGAUGAUUGGCGACAUGCUGAUGGCGCUGCCUAUGGUCACGGUGGCAGGAUACCUCUCAGAUGUGGGUGUUCCAGUUUACAUGUAUGAGUUUGCAUACCGUGCUGGGAUACACAAAAACAACCGUCCUUCCUUUGUGAAGGCAGAUCAUGCAGAUGAUGUCGGCUUUGUGUUUGGUGGAUGUUUCUGGAAUGGACAUUUAAAAAUCAUAGGAAACCUUACCAAGGGGGAUGAGAAGCUUUGUAGAACCAUGAUGGCAUGUUGGAGCAAUUUUGCUCAAACCAGCUCUCCAAACGGCCCCAGGCUCUUCUCCUGGCCUCAGAAUGACCGGCACAAGCAGGAGUACAUGGAGCUGGGGCUGAUGCAGACGCUCAAACAGAACCUGAAGAAGGAAAGAGUCCACUUUGCCACUGUCGUUCUGCCUCAGCAGCUGGAGCAGUCCGCUGCAGCAGCCAACACUGGGAACUGA